Caenorhabditis bovis is the source of this 558-nucleotide messenger RNA. NCBI's taxonomy places the organism in Eukaryota, Metazoa, Nematoda, Chromadorea, Rhabditida, Rhabditidae. The record is from the annotation of a GenBank genome assembly.
AUGGAGAACGAACAGCAACAAGCUUCGACGAACUCUGUGUGCCGCGCGGGUUGCGGCUUCUUCGGUUCCUCGGCGACAGAAGGCUACUGCUCGAAAUGUUUCAAAGACACCCUGAAGCGCACACAGGACCCCGUCAGGCUUUCGUCUCCUGUUGUGUCGUCGAUGGCCGCCACCUCGUCCGCUCUUCAGUCAGACGCGUCGAGUGCCGAGACGUGCGCCAAAGCAUCGCUGGCCGCCGCGGAAGUGACAGCACAACUUGAAUCCCAAGAGGCUCUUAACCUUUCUACUAGAAUUACUGACGACGCAUCUGUCGAAAGCAAUGCCGCCACGACGUUGGUUGCAGAUGUUCCUGUCCCGGUGAAAAAAGCAAAUCGAUGCCUUCAGUGUAAAAAGCGGGUUGGAUUGACGGGUUUCACAUGCCGUUGCGGCGGAUUAUACUGCGGUGAGCACCGCUACGACAAGGCUCAUAACUGCGAUUUCGACUACAAGACGAUGGAGCGCGAGGCAAUUCGAAAAGCGAAUCCGGUGAUCGUGUCGGACAAAGUGCAACGAAUCUAA